GGUUUGAACAUAAUGAAUUAAAAAGCACAGUACAUCCUGCAGAAUCUUUCGAAUCUUCAUGGCCUAAAAUUAACAUCUUCCUAGCCUCCAAUCAGUGACCAGAACAAGGAAAAGAGAGCUAAAAGCUCUGCUGAGCUCCCUUUCUUCCCUCUUUAUCCUUCAAUUUCUCAACAAAUUAAAAUGCCCACCAUUUCUAGAUCACCACAAUUACAACCACCACCACCAACUCCACUCUGCCUUACCCUCUCCUCACCCCUGCAGCAAAGGCCCAGUCUUAAUUUUUCCUUCUCAAACCCUUCUUCAUCAUCAUCUUUUUCUUCUUCUUCCUCGUUAUUUCACUUUAAAUUCAGACCAAAAAAGUCCCAUUUCUUGAAGCCAUGUUCUUCAUUGAGGGAAACCAACAAACAGCAGGAGCAACAAAUGCUUGUUCCAAAGACUGCCCCACCUCCUCAGGGACUGAGGAGACUCUUGAAUUUGAGCCCAAAAGAGGAUAAUACCGAUGAUGGGGCUGAUGAUGGGGCAGUAGAGAGUGGUGGUGACACUGCUGUUAAAGGCAGCAUCUUGGCUGGUCUUUUGUUGGUUGGUGUCGUUGGAGGAUUUGGAACAGUUGGGUAUCUUUACAAGGACCAGAUUAAUGCUUUCUUGAAUCAGUUUUCCGGGUUCAUUGACGACUAUGGGCCAGCUGGAUAUGCUCUUUUUGUAUUGGUCUAUGCUGGUUUGGAAGUCCUUGCAAUACCUGCUAUUCCGCUGACUAUGUCAGCUGGUCUUCUAUUUGGCUCUCUGAUUGGGACAAUCAUUGUCUCUAUAAGUGGAACGGUGGCAGCAAGUGUUGCCUUCCUAAUUGCCAGAUAUUUUGCUCGUGAACGCAUUCUUAAGCUGGUUGAAGGGAACAAGAAAUUUCUUGCAAUUGACAAAGCAAUUGGGGAAAAUGGUUUCAAAGUUGUCACUCUUCUCCGUUUGAGCCCUUUAUUACCAUUUUCUCUUGGGAAUUAUCUCUAUGGACUUACUUCUGUCAAAUUUGUGCCUUACGUAUUGGGAAGUUGGUUGGGAAUGCUCCCUGGAACUUGGGCUUAUGUUAGUGCUGGUGCGUUUGGUCGAGCAAUUAUUCAAGAUGAAUCUGAUGCUGGUUUACUGGGAGGAAAUGGACAGCUGCUAACACUCGGAUUGGGGCUGCUAUUCACUGCAUUAGCUGCCACUUACGUUACCCGGUUAGCAAAGGAUGCUGUAAAAGAUAUCGAGUAGAUGGGGGCCUAGGACUGCCCCAUUGUAAAGCAUAACAUAAAUGAGAUCAACUCAAAGAUGCAGCAAAAUCCUUGUAAAUCCAAAUGUAGUUUAAGCAAGUUAUAUAGGAAAUGUACCAUCAAUUUUGAACUGUAACAUCCCUUCCUCUGCUAGAUUGAAAGAUGACAUCUGAUAUGCAUUCUUGUUCAUCUUAGACUAUGUAAAUUUGAGCAUCAGAAUGAGAAACUCUUUUUGGUCCAAAAAAA
Messenger RNA from Coffea eugenioides, 1487 nucleotides. RefSeq names its product TVP38/TMEM64 family membrane protein slr0305. Lineage: Eukaryota; Viridiplantae; Streptophyta; Magnoliopsida; Gentianales; Rubiaceae. The transcript is spliced from 7 exons. Bases 181 to 1242 code for a protein of 353 amino acids. The record is from RefSeq and is a predicted model, not a curated record.